This is a messenger RNA of Cucumis melo (muskmelon), 3129 nucleotides long. RefSeq lists its product as uncharacterized. NCBI's taxonomy places the organism in Eukaryota, Viridiplantae, Streptophyta, Magnoliopsida, Cucurbitales, Cucurbitaceae. Bases 81 to 2492 code for a protein of 803 amino acids. The transcript has 9 exons. The record is from RefSeq and is a predicted model, not a curated record.
UGCGACCCGACCCGGUUCGUAUCAGGGAGCGGAGAGACGGUGGGUUUUGAGAAGGAAAGAAAGAGAAUGGAGGUGAUUGGAUGGCCUCACCAUCGUCUUCUUCGUCGUACUUGAAUUCAGCCUGUGCGCUUCUCGCUGUUCUGGAUUUGGACGAGAAACACAACGAGAGCAUGAAGGAGAUGGAGACUGAAUGGAUUGUGGAUGUUCCUGAUACACCUGAUCGGUUAGCUGCCCGACAGAUUAGUGGCGGACAGUUUCUUCAGACAGAGACUGGUUCUUCUUUAUCCAAUCGUUUGAGAAACCCUGAUUUCAUGAUGGAAAAGGGAACUAAUGGCAUGAAGGGAGUGGGGGUGCUUGCCAGUGAAAAUGGGCAUGAUUCGAGACUAGAUAGGAGUUCCAAAAAUAUUCCGUGUGAGGAUUUUAUGGGUAGUAAAAACACCAUUAUUCUUUCACCGGGAGAGAAUCCUAAUGCAUUGCAAAAUAAUCUUUUACUUAGAAAAGGUGGAAGGGAAAAAUAUUCAUGUCAGGGGCCAAAACGUUUUAUUUGCCCUCGUCGUGUGGAUAAAGGGAUAAAUAUAUCUGUUGACUCUCCUUCCAAACCACCUCCUUGUCAAGAAAAUACUGCAGUUCCACAAAUGAGAGAACAUGAUCUCAAGUAUAAACCUCAAACAGUUGAUCGUCAUGUGGCUAAGGAUUUUAAGAUUGAGAACACAUCAAACGAACAGUCUGCAAGUUACAUGUCAAUUGCUUCAAAGAAACCCAACGUGAACACUAAAGGGAAGGAGAAGGUUGUUGAGGAAUCAUUCCAAGAUGUUGGUUUAUCCAUGAUUAAUAGAAAUGGAAUUGAAAAAUCCAAUAGCAGCAAUAAUCGACAUGAGAAGCAAGGUUUGGGUCCUCGUCAGUUUGUUAGUUCACCUAGAGCCACUGGACAUAAAAGAUUGGUACGAAAUGGUUGUAUCUCACCUCAUAAUAUUGCAAUAAGAGCAAAAAGUUUAUCUGAGCAGCGUGAAAAGAGUUCUAGAGAUGUUGACAAGAGCAAUUUGGGGAACAUGCCAUCAAGCAGUCCAUCUUGUCCAAUAGAUAUAAAUGAUAUAGUUGCUGAAGACAAUUGUAGUAACAAAGAUAAAGGAAAAGGGAUUAUGCGUCAACCUUCUAUAUCACAUGAUAAGGAUGACGUCAGAGUUAUUUUUUCAUCCAGCAGUGACACAGGAAAGGAUGUUGGAGCAAAUCCAGGCAGAUCUUCCAGAUCAGGUACAUCUGAACAUUGUGAAAAAGUAGGUGUUUGGAGAAGAACACAUAAUCAUUUGAAGAAUGGGAUUGUCUUGUCUAAUCCAUCUGGGAAUUCUUUUAAGAAGAUAGAUAGUGUUGGAAGGCUGUCUAAUGGAAAAACUGAGAUUGUCAUGGAGAGACAAAUUCCUAGCAGGCAAGAACUCAUAGCAGAAGCUGAUUGUGGAGGAAGUGCUGAUACGUCUCAAAGGGAUUCCCCCAAAUUAGAUCGGACUAAUGGACCAAUUCAUGCGGAAAGCAAAUUAAACAAAAAACAAAAGAAACAUGAAUCAACUUCACAAAUUAAUUCUUCACGCCGCAUUCCAGAUGUCGUGUGCCUCGGUACAUCCGGGGAGUCUUCAAAUUCAAGGUCAACUAGACUGCGGAGUAAAAUAUUUUGUGAUAAUUUGAAUGAAGUUAUUGAGGUUGAUGAGUUGUCGCCUGAAAUGAGACACCCUGUCUCCCAGACUGGUGGUAGCUUAAAUGAUGACACCUCAGAUGUUAGGGCAAGACAACUUGAAGCUGACGAGAUUUUGGCUCGUGAACUUCAGGAACAACUAUAUCAGGAGAUGCCUAUUGGAGGAGAAGAGAUUGAUGAACAUUUAGCCAUGGCACUGCAGCAGGUGGAACAUGGCCUUCUUGCACCGUCCCGCCGGAGUCACAAUAGUCAGAGGGGCUCGCUGGUAGCACAGGCCAACCGACGCACUCGUUCUCAAUCUUUACAAAACCCUUCCAAUAGAACGCGAACUCGAGUAACUCACUCUGCACGAAUGGCACAGAUAAGGAAUCAAUUUUUUGGUGGCUCUCAUAGAGUGUCGACUAGACAAAGGAAUCUUAAUUUUCCUAUGCAUAUGGAUUUAGAUAUGAGACUUGAUAUAUUGGAAGCUCUGGAGGCUGCGGUUGGAGAUAUGGAUGAUGUGAGAAUGAAUAGGGACAUCUUGCACAUCCAGCGUGAUUUCAAUGAGAAUGAUUAUGAAAUGCUGCUAUCCCUUGACGAGAACAAUCACCGCCAUGCUGGUGCAUCUACUAACCGGAUUAAUAGUUUGCCACAAUCUACUGUACAGACUGACAGCACACAAGAAGCUUGUGCAAUUUGUCUGGAUACGCCAACCAUUGGAGAUGUCAUUCGCCAUCUACCUUGUUUACACAAAUUUCACAAAGAUUGUAUCGAUCCAUGGCUACAGAGACGAACAUCGUGCCCGGUUUGUAAGUGCUCAAUCACUUGAUAUUGGAUGAUUUCCGGGCUUAUUACAAAUCUGCACGCCCUCUUACUUUUUUUGGAGGCAAGGUAAAUUAGAUUUAUUAUUUUCAUUUUAUUUUUCUAUCUUUUGGAUGCAAUAAUGUAAAAGACACUUUCAUACUGAGGGGAUGGUUCGUCUCCUGCCUUAGUUUGGUUUUCCUUAUGCUGCAUAUUGUAUGCGAUGUUAGAAAAUAGAAAGUCGUAAAGAUUCUUUACUGGAUGACAUUGGUUGUCAUAGAAUGAUGCUCUCGCUCUAUAUUCUCUCUAAUUUUCCCUUCGUCUCGUCGUAUAGCUUGUUAGAAUGUAUUGCGCUUGAGCUCAGGCAGUCGGAAGCUUAAGACUUCAAAGGUGCAAUUCUCCAUUGGGGAACAAUGAAAAAUUCUCAGCCCGAAUGAGGGGCAUGGUUUUGAAUGAUCUGCUGGAGAAGAUUUCAUUAUAUGUAUAUCUUUGGCAGAUUUUUAUAAUUUUUAAGCUAAGCCAUUGCCGUUGAGCAAGAAAGGCUAAUUAUCAUGUCAAAUUUUUGAAAUGUAUUGAUUGCCAUGUACUUGGAAUGCCCAAAAUUUAACAGGAAGCUAUGCAGGUAAUUUGCAUAGUGUAAUUGACCAUUUCAUUUGAAGGUGCAA